Molecule: messenger RNA, 435 nt
Organism: Aphanomyces astaci
Lineage: Eukaryota; Oomycota; Saprolegniomycetes; Saprolegniales; Verrucalvaceae
Exons: 2
Coding region: 1-435 (144 amino acids)
Source: RefSeq, a predicted model, not a curated record
AUGGCCGAUGCGACCAUCGUGACGCCAGCAGUGCCCGACGCUCCAGCACUUGCCUUGCACGCUCCCAUUGAGGCGUUUGCGUUGCUUGAAAACAACAAUAUCAAUCAAGUCCAUGUCCUCGUCGUCAUCCCUCCAUUGUUGAGAAACGUUCGACGAUACGAGCGAUGCGCGAGUUUCUGCGAUCGGAUCAACUAUGUUGUCGGUACGUCGGCGUUGGUUGUGGCAGUUCUUUACUCGACGCUUCCACCGGGUCCCGCGUGCACAAGCCAUUGUUUGUGCCCCGGCUUCAACGACACUCUGUCAUGCGCUUUAAAAGGCUUAGUGACCGUCCUGCCGAUCGCCCUGGCUUUCGGGCUAUUGGUCAAGUGCUACUUGGAAUCGAAGGUGAAGGCUGCGAAGGAAACGUUUAAAUACGGCGCCACGGUGUACACCUAG